Molecule: messenger RNA, 1929 nt
Organism: Ogataea angusta
Lineage: Eukaryota; Fungi; Ascomycota; Pichiomycetes; Pichiales; Pichiaceae
Exons: 1
Coding region: 1-1929 (642 amino acids)
Biological process (GO): translational termination; translation; nuclear-transcribed mRNA catabolic process, deadenylation-dependent decay
Cellular component (GO): translation release factor complex
Molecular function (GO): GTPase activity; GTP binding; translation release factor activity
Source: RefSeq, a predicted model, not a curated record
AUGUCGAACCCUAACCAGCAAAACAACCAGGACGACUUGUCUCAGGGGAUGCAAGACCUGAACGUGGGCGGCCAGCAAUUCAACCCGAACGCGGCUCCUUCGUUUGUUCCUGGCCAAUUUGGACAGCAAUUUGGACAGUAUCAGCAAUUUAAUCAAUACCAACAAUACAAUCAGCAAUACGGCCAGUACCAGCAGUAUGGCCAGUACGUGCCGCCACAGUCAUUUGGCUACGAUGCCCGCGACCCAUACGCUGCUCAGCCACAACAGCAAAGCAACCACAUGUCUUUGGAAGAGUACCAGAAGCAGCAACAGGAGUCGCUCAACAAGAGCUCCAAGCCUAAAACAAAGCUGAAGCUGAACUUGAACAGCAGCACCGUCAAGGCGCCGGUGAAAAAGAAGGAGGAGCCAAAGGAAACAAAGCAAGAGCCAAAACAGGAGACCAAGCAGGAGACCAAGCAGGAGACUAAACAGGAGACUAAACAGGAGACCAAGGCCGCUCCAAAGCCAGAACCAAAGGCAGACAGCAAAGCCGAUGCCAAGACCUCCUCCAAGCCACAGAAGACAGACAAGUCGGUUGCUGCAUCCUCGGUCAUUAAGGAGCAAGAGCAACAGCUGGACGAGUCCGUUUUGCAGGAUAUGUUUGGCGGAAAGGACCACAUGUCGAUUAUCUUCAUGGGCCACGUGGAUGCCGGAAAGAGUACCAUGGGAGGUAACAUUCUCUAUCUGACUGGAGCUGUUGACAAGAGAACAGUGGAAAAGUACGAGAGAGAGGCCAAGGACGCCGGAAGACAAGGUUGGUACUUGUCGUGGAUCAUGGACACCAACAAGGAGGAGAGAAACGACGGAAAGACGAUUGAGGUUGGAAAAUCCUACUUCGAGACCGAAAAGAGAAGAUACACUAUUCUGGAUGCUCCAGGCCACAAGCUAUACAUUUCCGAGAUGAUUGGAGGAGCUUCUCAGGCAGAUGUUGGUAUUCUGGUGAUUUCUGCCCGUAAGGGAGAAUACGAGGCCGGUUUCGAGAGAGGAGGACAAUCCAGAGAGCACGCAAUUCUGGCCAAGACGCAAGGUGUCAAUAAGCUUGUUGUGGUGAUCAACAAGAUGGACGAUCCUACCGUCAACUGGUCGGAGGAAAGAUACAACGAGUGUAUCAGCAAGCUGUCUGCCUACUUGAAGGGUGUUGGAUACCAAAAGAGCGACGUUGUUUUCAUGCCUGUGUCUGGCUACACCGGUGCAGGUCUGAAGGAUCGUGUCAAGCCGGAAGAGUGUCCUUGGUACACGGGGCCUUCUCUGCUGGAGUUCUUGGACAACAUGCCUCUUGCUGCCAGAAAAAUCAAUGAUCCAUUCAUGCUGCCGAUUUCCGGUAAAAUGAAAGACCUGGGUACGGUCGUCGAGGGUAAGAUCGAGUCUGGACACGUCAAGAAGGGACAACAGUUGAUAAUGAUGCCAAACAAGAUACAGGUCGAAGUGCUGACCAUCUACAACGAGACCGAGGCAGAGGUCGACACUGCCGUUUGCGGAGAGCAGGUGAGAAUGAAAUUAAAGGGUGUUGAGGAAGAAGACGUGUCUGCCGGUUACGUGCUUUCUUCCACGCUCAACCCAGUCAAGACCGUGACGCGAUUCGAGGCCCAGAUCGCCAUUGUUGAGCUCAAGUCGAUCUUGUCCUCUGGAUUCUCCUGUGUGAUGCACGUCCACACCGCGAUUGAAGAAGUCACAUUCACAAAGCUGCUUCACCACUUGCAAAAGGGAACCAACAGAAAGUCCAAGAAGCCGCCUGCAUUUGCUAAGCAGGGCAUGAAGAUCAUCGCCGAGCUGGAGACCGCCAUGCCUGUUUGUCUCGAGACAUACGAGGAUUAUCCACAGCUGGGUAGAUUCACCCUGAGAGACCAGGGCCAGACCAUUGCUAUCGGAAAGGUUACCAAGCUGUUGUAA